Messenger RNA from Uloborus diversus, 528 nucleotides. It is a transcript of the gene Phb1, whose product is annotated as protein l(2)37Cc-like. Gene Ontology annotation, biological process: mitochondrion organization. The record is from RefSeq and is a predicted model, not a curated record. Gene Ontology annotation, cellular component: membrane; mitochondrion. Lineage: Eukaryota; Metazoa; Arthropoda; Arachnida; Araneae; Uloboridae.
AGGCUGAACAGCACAAAAAAGCAACUGUUAUCACCGCCGAGGGUGAUACUCAAGGUGCAGCUCUGUUAGCGAAAGCUUUUGGUGAAUCAGGAGAAGCUCUGGUUGAACUUAGACGGCUGGAAGCUGCCGAGGAUAUUGCUUAUCAAAUGUCCAAGUCUAGGAAUGUUGUAUAUUUGCCUUCAGGGCAAGGAACAUUAUUACAGUUACCUCAGUAGGACAACUAAACUUAGGAUCCUAUAAAAAAAAUAUAUUUGUUUGUAAUUGAAAUAGUUUUGACUCAUGUUCAUUUUUUUUAUGAGAUAGUGAAAACGAUGCAUAAAUUUGCUGUUUUUUUAUUGCAAAAAAAUAAACCUUUCAGGUAUGUUGAGCAGUCUUAUUCUUCAUUAUAAUAAUUCAUUACAUGCAAAUCAUACGUCUAAUCUAUUUUCUAGAAAAUAUUUUUUGUAUGUUUGUUUCUUCAAAUGUUGCCAUGUUUAUAUAUUUGGAACAAUUGUAGUAACUAUCAAUCAAUAAAAGUCAUCAUGCUUU